AUGAGAUCAUUCACCGCUUUAUUAGUUAUCGUAUUAUCAGUUUUUGCCUUGUUUGGCCAAACUGCCCAAGCCCAAAGCAACGGCUACUGUGGCGUCUGCCAAAUGGUCGUUCAAAUGGCCGAGAGCUACAUCUCUGCCAACCAAAGCAUUGCCACUGCUGAAGCUGCCCUCGAAAAGGUCUGCCUCAUCGUCCCAGGUGCCUACCAACAAAUGUGCUCUUCCCUCAUCGAAGCCGAAUUCCCAACCAUUGUCGCUGGUGUCCUCGCCAAGGAAACCCCAGAUGUUAUCUGCCAACAACUCACCCUUUGCACUUCCUCUGAAGUCAAGGCUGCUGUCGUCGAACCAGAAAUCCAAGGUGAUGCUGAAUGUCUCCUCUGCCAAUUCAUCGUCGGAAAGGUCGAGACCUACGUUGCCGGUAACGCCACUGAAACCCAAGUUAUUGCCUUUUUGACCAAGGAAUGCAAGAUCUUUGGUGGUCUCGCUGGUGAAUGUCAAUCACUCGUCCAACAAUACGUUCCAGCCAUCAUGCAAAUGCUCGAGAACAAGGAAAACCCAUCCACCAUCUGCGCUCAACUCAGCCUCUGCUCAUCGGUCGUCGAAGUUGCCGAACCAAUCCAAGUUGGUCUCAUGUGCACCGUCUGCCAAGACCUCGUCCAAGUCAUUGAAGCCGAAGUCAAGAACAACCAAACCGAAUCCCAAAUCAUUGCCUACCUCGACCAACAAUGCAAGCGUACCGGUUUCGCCAGCAUCUGCGAACUCGUCGUCGACACUUAUGGUGAAACUCUCAUCAACUAUGUCAUCUCUGAAGAAAACCCAUCCACUGCCUGCUCCCAAGUAGGUCUCUGUGGUUCAUCUUCAUCCUCUGACUCUAACUCAUCAGACAACUCUGACUCAUCUGACAACUCUUCUGGAUCAUCUGCCUCUGGUUCAUCAUCCUCCUUCACCUCUACCGGUUCAUCUGGUUCUGGUUCCGGUUCCGGUUCAUCUGGUUCUGGAUCUGGUUCAUCCUCUGGUUCCGGUUCUGGUUCAUCCUCUGGUUCUGGUUCCUCAACCACCAACCACUCUGCCAGAAUUAGAAUCCACUAA
This is a messenger RNA of Cavenderia fasciculata, 1086 nucleotides long. RefSeq names its product saposin B domain-containing protein. Gene Ontology annotation, cellular component: lysosome. The transcript has a single exon. NCBI's taxonomy places the organism in Eukaryota, Evosea, Eumycetozoa, Acytosteliales, Cavenderiaceae. Bases 1 to 1086 code for a protein of 361 amino acids. The record is from RefSeq and is a predicted model, not a curated record. Gene Ontology annotation, biological process: sphingolipid metabolic process.